AUGUCGUACGGUGGUGCUCCUAAUCAUGGUGACUACUACGGUCAGCAUGGUCAACAAGGCCACGGUUACCCACCUCACCAAGGUCAGGGCUAUCCUCCUCAGCAAGGCUACGGUGGCCCGCCACCACCUCAAGGAUAUUAUCCGCCAGAGCACCAACAGCAGCAUUCUUAUGGACAGCCCCCGCCGCAGUAUGCACCGGAUCCUUAUGGCCAACAGGGUCACCAGCCUUACCACAACGAGCCACCCCAUGGUCAAUACCCGGGCAGCUCGGGAUAUGGACAGCCCCAGCAUAUGCCUCCUCAGGACAGAGGUCACUCACCUUACCCUCCACAGCAGCAGGACCGUGGCCACUCCCCAUACCCUCCACAGCAGUACCAACAGCAGCAAUACCCGCCACAACAACAUGCGGGUCACCAACACGCUCCGGGUGGUGAGAGCUCUUCAUACUACGGAGCCCCCCAACACCAGCAGGGAUACCCGCAGCAACAUGGAUAUGCUCAGGGUGCGCCAGGUCCUGGAGUGCCUGAGGGUGAAAAGGGUCUAGGCUCAACACUUAUUGGUGGCGCAGCUGGAAGCUUCAUGGGCAAAAAAAUGGGCGGCGGAAUGUUGGGAACUGCAGGAGGUGCAGUUCUAGGUGCGGUUGGUAUGAAUAUGGCAACCCACAAGCUGUAA
This is a messenger RNA of Penicillium taxi, 672 nucleotides long. RefSeq names its product putative glutamine-serine rich protein MS8. The coding region runs from base 1 to 672 and encodes 223 amino acids. The transcript has 2 exons. Lineage: Eukaryota; Fungi; Ascomycota; Eurotiomycetes; Eurotiales; Aspergillaceae. The record is from RefSeq and is a predicted model, not a curated record.